UGGCAUACAACGAAAAUGCAGGCCGCAGCUCGAAUCACCCUCUCCAUGUUCCUGCUGGUAACAGUCGUGAGUGCAUCUCACAGCGGGACAAAACUGCGUCGCGAUGGGGUCCUCAAUCUGUACCCCUUCCCGAGGGUCGGCCGCUCCUCACAUCAGACUUGGCAGAUACCUAUUAAUGAUCUGUUAGACCAAGAAAUCGACAAACGUCAGCUUUACGCGUUCCCUCGCGUCGGUCGCUCCUAUCCAAUGCAGAUGUCUCCAAGAUUGGAAGACCUGAUCUUUGGAAGGAACCGCUUCGUCAAACGGGAAAGCGAGGGCGCGAGUGAUAGCACCGGGAUGUGGUUCGGACCACGGCUCGGACGAGGGUUUAGGAGUGAAGAUGAUGAAAUGCCAAACCAAGAGGAACGCAGCGAGCCUGAACAAACGGACCCCGAGCAGACCGGUCGAGAGAAACGGCAGAUUAAAGAAACGUAAUCGUUAUCAGUGGAUGUUUGCUAGUUAUUUCUUAAUUUAGUUAGGAAAUUCGCUAUUGAUUGUGAACAAUGAAAAAUAACGCUUAAAUCUAGUCCAUUAUGGUUCCAAUUAUCUUAAUUAGGUGGCGUGAAAACUCAUCGAAUCAAAUUCGAAAUAAGGGCUCAUGUUUCUUUUUUCUACUACUUUUUUCUGUCUUUUAAUUACGUUCAGUAAUUGUCAAUUUUACCGCCAAUGUAUUAUGUCGAUCUAGAAGUAAGAUUUAUGUAAUUUUCUUAUAAAUAUUUUAUAAGUACCUAAGAGUUAGUCUUGUAACGGAAUUGUUUCUCUGGCUGGGUGGAUUGUAAUUUAUUUUUAAUCCAAGAAAUGAU
Colias croceus (clouded yellow) is the source of this 842-nucleotide messenger RNA. It is a transcript of the gene CAPA, whose product is annotated as CAPA peptides-like. The record is from RefSeq and is a predicted model, not a curated record. The transcript has 5 exons. Gene Ontology annotation, molecular function: neuropeptide hormone activity. NCBI's taxonomy places the organism in Eukaryota, Metazoa, Arthropoda, Insecta, Lepidoptera, Pieridae. Gene Ontology annotation, biological process: neuropeptide signaling pathway. The coding region runs from base 16 to 474 and encodes 152 amino acids.